Molecule: messenger RNA, 1169 nt
Organism: Homarus americanus (American lobster)
Lineage: Eukaryota; Metazoa; Arthropoda; Malacostraca; Decapoda; Nephropidae
Product: pro-resilin-like
Exons: 4
Coding region: 48-458 (136 amino acids)
Cellular component (GO): extracellular matrix
Source: RefSeq, a predicted model, not a curated record
CCGAGCAUCAGUGUGUGUCCAGAGACUUUCGUGUACACCUCAUCAUCAUGGCUUACAAGGUAGUGGUGGCGGCAGUGAUGGUCGGGCUGGUGGUGGCGGCCCCCCAGUACGACUACGAGCCCCCCCAGGCCCCCUCCUCCCUCUACGAGACCCCGGCAGAGUCGGUGCAGGAACCCGUGCAGCUGUACGAGGCGCCCUCUAACAAUGUGCUCAUCGCCCAGCCUCAGAACCUCGUCCCCGACGUCGUCAGUCCCCCGCAGAUGGAAGGGAUGCCUUACGACUUCCAGUGGGGGGUGGAGGACCAGGACAGUGGCAACGCCUUCAGCCACGUAGAGAACAGUGACGGCAGCACCACCCAGGGGGAGUACCGCGUCCUGAUGCCCGACGGUCGUACUCAGGUGGUGAGGUUCUUCGACAACGGCGGCGGCUUCAACGCUGAGGUCACCUACGAGCGAUAGACGUGCUGGGGAGUGCUGGGGGGUGAUUUACCUACCUGGGACGCCCCGUGUACCUGUAGGACGCCCCGUGUACCCCCCACGCAUUGUUUACCCCCUACAUAACGUGGCCGUCUCUACACAGUUAACCAACUUGAGCCAGGACCUUGAGUCUUACCUUAUCCCUAUUUAUUUACUAAUUAAUCUCUCCCUAUUACACCCUAAAACUACAGAACAACACCAAUUUGUUUCAACACUCAGAUUUCAACACAACAUAAUCUGAAGAUACAUAUAGUAAUUCCUUUACCUAUUUUUCCUAUUUAUAGAGUAGUUCAGAUUUUCCUAUUACAACGACAACCAAUUAAUCAAAGGAUUUAACCAAUUAACCAAAGGGUUUAAGCUAUCAUUCAAAAGGUUAAAACAGUUACUGAAUGGGUUAAACCAAUUAUUAAAAAGUUAAACCAAAAAAUCAAAGGGUUAAAGCACAUUCAAGUCUUUCUAUCUCACACGCAAAAAUCUAAGAUUCUAUUUGAGUUUUAACCUGACAUAGAAAGGUUUAACCACACUCAGCUAUUUCUACAUAAUUCUACUUCUACAUAAUUAUUAUACAUGUAACUUCUCCUCCCAUAUGUAUUCUCUUAUAUGUAAAUGAUUCUUUUGUAUGUAUGUAUGUAUGUAUAAAUUAUUUUCUUAUGAUGCUGUAUUAGUAUAAUAAUAAAAUGCGUUUGAAUGUGU